This is a messenger RNA of Neltuma alba, 954 nucleotides long. Its product is annotated as laccase-14-like. Bases 1 to 954 code for a protein of 317 amino acids. The record is from RefSeq and is a predicted model, not a curated record. Gene Ontology annotation, molecular function: oxidoreductase activity; copper ion binding. NCBI's taxonomy places the organism in Eukaryota, Viridiplantae, Streptophyta, Magnoliopsida, Fabales, Fabaceae. The transcript has 3 exons.
AUGUUCGGACAUGGCAAGACCUAUCUGCUUCGAGUGAUCAAUGCAGCACUGGAACAAGUUCUCUUCUUUGGAAUUGCCAAUCAUAAACUGACAGUGGUGGGAACAGAUGGAAGCUACAUAAAGCCUGUGAAAGUAGAUUACAUCACAAUCUCACCUGGUCAGACUAUGGAUGUUCUAUUAGAAGCAAACCAGCCAAUAGAUCGCUAUUACAUGGCUGCCAAAGCAUAUUCCAGUUCUCCUAAUGUCCUUUUUAGCCCUUCAAACACCACUGCCAUCCUUCAAUACAAACGAACCAGACACAAUAUGCCAACUUCAACAGUCCCUUCCAUGCCUUUGCUUCCAAACUCAAACGACGACACCAUCGCAACCACCGCGCAACUGAGCCAAUUCAAAAGCUUAGCAGACAAGAACCACCCCAUUGACGUGCCAUUAGAAGUAAGCACCAAGCUUUUCUACACAGUGUCUGUGAACACAUUACCGUGUCAGAAUGGUUCAAAAUGUGCUGGCCCAAGUGGUGAUCGUCUUGCUGCUAGAAAUGAUUUGCCUCAGUUCUUGUUGACUCCAUCCGUGGGCACAGAGGUGAAGGUGCUUGAGUACGGAUCCACGGUGGAGCUUGUUCUUCAGGGAACUAAUGUGCUUACUGGAACAGAACAUCCUAUUCACUUGCAUGGAUAUAGUUUCUAUGUCGUAGGCUGGGGAUUCGGAAACUUUGACGAGCAAAAGGAUCCUUUGAAUUACAACCUUGUUGAUCCUCCCUAUCAAAACACUGUGACCGUACCCAAAAAUGGUUGGGUCGCCAUAAGAUUCACUGCCGACAAUCCAGGUGUUUGGUUCAUGCAUUGUCAUUUGGAGCGUCACGUGACAUGGGGAAUGGCCAUGACUUUUAUUGUGAAGAAUGGUAACAAUCCGGACCAACACAUGCUACCACCACCUACCGACAUGCCCAAGUGUUGA